CCUCAAUUCACGUUUAAGAGCUGGAUAUUUAGAUAAACGUGUAACAUUAUGUUAAUGAGACGUUUUGCCUUUAACUGUGAUAACCGGUUGUCAGACAGAUCAGCUGAUCGCCUCGACGACGCGCCGACCAAAACAGCUAACGCUAGCUAACCGUAGCUGGUAGUAAAAGUUAUGACAGGACGUGCCGUUUUAACAGCACAUGAUAAGGUCCUGGCUUUGGUAAGCAAUUGAGAGCAUCUGGCCAUCCACCAGACUGAAAGCUCUAACUGGAGACUAACUAUGCCUUAUCUCUGAGAAUGGGAGGAAGUGGAUCCAAAGCCAAAGGUGUCUGGCCUUUCUCAGGCAGCGGAGGUGGAGGUGAUUCAGGAAAUGAAGGAAACGAGCAAUCCCUGGCCCGUCUGAAAGGUUCCAGGAAUGCGACACCAUUUGUUUUUACCAGGAGGAGUUCUUUGUACUAUGACGAGGAUGGCGACCUAGCUCAUGAAUUCUAUGAAGAGACGGUGGUGACAAAAAAUGGCAGAAAAAAGUCCAAGUUGAAGAGGAUCCAAAAAAAUCUGAUUCCGCAGGGAAUCGUGAAGCUCGACCACCCCUGUAUUCAUGUAGAUUUCCCCAUUGUCCUCUGUGAGGUGUGAAAAGUUGCACAGGACUGAUCUACUAUGAUGAGCAGCUGCAGAUACUCAACUUGGAGCAAAGCGUUGUUCCAUUCCCGUGUGUCGCGGUUAAGAUUGGAACUGUGGUCUGGAAGGAAAAAGGAAAAUUUCAACAGUCAUCAUAAAUUGAUAUAUUGAAUGAAAUGUUAUACAUUUGGAUUCAACUCUGGUCAGUGAGUGCCCUGUUCACUAAUAUCCGUAUUUUGACAUCGAAGUAGUGUCGGUACAGGUUGUGUUUCCACUACCCAGCUGAUAUGUAAGCAGUCUUUGAGAAUACAUCAAGUUGAGUUGUAUUUCUCCUGUGAGGUUUGUUUGCAGGGAAACACUUUUUUUGAUGUGAAAAGGCUUUAAUGGUCCAUGCCUUCUGUGAGACGUAGAGUGUUAGACUCUGUAUAUGUCGUCGUACGUGUACACGUGUUAGUUCUGUUUUGAGAGGAUGUGUGAAAAAGGGAUGUGAGAUGUUAAUACAGGGUAGGAGUAAUGAAAGAUUUGUCAAAUUUAUUGUAUAUAAGAUCAUCUUCUGUAUCGUCAUGUCUGAGUCUGUCUCGGUUUCUGGAGCUCAGACCUGCACUAGUGAACAUAAUGUACUGUAAAUACCUUCAGAUUUCUUAGUUGGAAAUACUUGAAUAAAUGGUUUAUUGAGCUGAA
Acanthochromis polyacanthus (spiny chromis) is the source of this 1298-nucleotide messenger RNA. RefSeq names its product tumor suppressor 2, mitochondrial calcium regulator a (gene tusc2a). The coding region runs from base 297 to 632 and encodes 111 amino acids. The transcript has 4 exons. Gene Ontology annotation, biological process: inflammatory response; regulation of mitochondrial membrane potential. Lineage: Eukaryota; Metazoa; Chordata; Actinopteri; Pomacentridae. The record is from RefSeq and is a predicted model, not a curated record. Gene Ontology annotation, cellular component: mitochondrion.